Messenger RNA from Symbiodinium sp. CCMP2592, 339 nucleotides. Lineage: Eukaryota; Dinophyceae; Suessiales; Symbiodiniaceae. The record is from the annotation of a GenBank genome assembly.
AUGGAGAAGGUCCAGGCUGGUGACCGCUUUGUGGGCUGGGUGAAGCACCCUGUGCUGACGUCACGGCAGAAGUUCAACCUUGUCGUAGAGGUAGGUCCUGGUGAUGACAAGGGUGCGUGGAAGAUCACGGAUCCCAACAAGAGGCUGCAGGCGGGCAAGUCUUAUGAAGGUCCCUGCAAGGUCAUUGCCGAAGAAGGAGAAAGCAUCAUCUUCCGGGACGAAGAUACGGUCCUGAAUGGCACUCUGAACGGUGCCGGGCCGGGCACAAUCAGUGGCCGUGCCAUGCAGGGCGGGCUGAAAUGGGGUGGUUUCUUCGAGGUGGCACGGGAAGCUGACUGA